CGAAGGUGGUGCUCGCGCGGCGAGAGGAGAGUCAGAGCGCUGGUGUUUCUGAUUCGCCGCAGCCAAAGUAUGGUCAUGGUUUUUGUGGAUCUUCGCAAUGUCGACUGCUGACGAAACAGACGUGCUCGGACGCUCUGUGUUCAACACUAAGCCAUCGGGCCGGACCGGCUUACGACAUUUUUAUUAGGAACAACGCAUCGUUUGAAGAGAAGGUGCAAGGAGGUGGCGCUUCUGCCGAAGCAGGUUGGCAAAGUAGGAUAGCAGAGGGUGUUUGUGGGGGAACCGUACACCGCGCAGGGAAAGUGGCGUCGAGCGGAAGAAAGAAUGGGUCGUCCCUUUCCGAAAUCUCGCACAUCAGCGCAGUCUCAUUAAGGUCCAACCGACACGUCAGCAUAGUCUGAUUAUGAAGUGCCGGAGCACGUAGCCGCCAGAUCAGUUGGGUGAGAAUGGGGUUUGUCGAUAGCCUGUCUACGACCACCACGCGAUAGGCGCAGCGGGCGGAUGAUGUUGUAAAAAGCGAUCGGUUGAAACGACGGCCCAAAGACUCGACACUUCGGGCGAAGCAUUCCCGCAAGGAUAGGUGGACUUCGGCGUGGAGGUGUGGCACGAGUAAAAAAUUUGCGCUGACAAACCCACGUCGAGUCGACCAUGAGAGGCGCGUCUUAGAGCUGAGGAGGACUCUUCUGUUAGCACCUCACGAUGGGCGGAACGAGGAUCACAGAGGACCUGUAUAUGCAUCUCCGCUUGCAGGUCGAACAGUAUCAAGAAUGAUUAAACUUUCUUCCACGACGAGAAAAAAUGGUUGCGAUGUGACAAAAAGUCAACAAAAUUCUGUUGUAUAUAGAUAACGUCAUUUGUUUUCAUUUUUAGUUCACAUCAGCAUUCGUUUUUUUUGCACACAUACCUUUUCGUUUUGAUGGCAUUGUUGUGGACUCAAUCAUUGCUUUGGAAACAUUGUUGUACUGGAAGGAGGCGAAAUUGUUUUGUACAAAGCAUAUCAGCUUUUUAGCUAGUGUGUAUGGAGACGGAC
This is a messenger RNA of Amoebophrya sp. A25, 1030 nucleotides long. The record is from the annotation of a GenBank genome assembly. Lineage: Eukaryota; Dinophyceae; Syndiniales; Amoebophryaceae.